AUGUCAACAACAAGGGGGGCGGGUAGCGCUAGAAAAAGGGGACAUCAACACCACCCUAGAAACGAAGGUACCAGAAGAAGAUUAGCCCUAGAAGUGUCGCCUAGUAAAUCGUUAAGUGAAUACAGUAUAGCUAACGAAGUGACAACGCAAAACUCGACAAUAACAAAUGAAACUGUGAUAGAUCAUAGUGCCUUCCCCGAAAAUAGUUCUAUUAAUAAUACUGUCAGUCCGAUACAAAGUCAAAACAAAAAUACCGCUAAUAAUUGUGAUAUAGAAGUGAUAGAUUUAACAAAAUGUGAUGAUGAUAUUGAUACUAAAGAUAAUAAAGUAGUACCGAGCAUAUCUACCGACAGCUUAGAUAAAUGUACCAAAAGUGUCAAAGAAGAUCGAAACAGUAAAAUUCGUAAGCAACGAAAAUCCAAACAGAUUAAAAAUGAAACCAAAAGUGAAACUGAAGAAACACAAGAUAUGUCUCUUGUUCUCAGACCAGAAGCAGAAGGCUCAAGUCAAAGCGAUAUAGAAAGCGAACAGGGUAGUGUAGACCCUGAAUUAGAAGAAUUAUCGAAGCUCCGCUGUACGUCUGAAAUGACUGAAGUGGUAGCUGAAAGAGAGAAACGUCGUAGGAGAUGUGCUGAUUAUCCAGGACUUGCUUUCGCUAGUUCCAUAUUCAGUUCUGAUACUCUAAUGAAAUUUUCAAUUAUUAGAAACGAACUGCAUAAUAUUAUGAAUUCACAACUGAAACGUGUAAGUACAACUUGA
Molecule: messenger RNA, 759 nt
Organism: Diorhabda sublineata
Lineage: Eukaryota; Metazoa; Arthropoda; Insecta; Coleoptera; Chrysomelidae
Exons: 1
Coding region: 1-759 (252 amino acids)
Source: RefSeq, a predicted model, not a curated record